AUGGAGAUGGAUGGUCAGGAGGAGGACAAGGGGUGGACGGUCAGGGCUCGAGAAGAGGACAACGAGGAGGUGUUGCCGCGGCGGGAUUCUGUCGUCGCCACGUCGUCGCGUCGAAAACGAAUCAUUCUUUCGACAGAGAGUUCCUUUGUCGACAGCAUCCUCCCGCUGCUAGUCAAGAACCCGGAUAUCGAGCUGCGCUUGAUUACCGACGAACCCUCAGCGUCGCUUGCGGGCGUCAACAAGAUCCCUCAUUAUACGGAUAGCGUGGAUUGCCAGACGUUUGAGAAGAAGACUGGUCCCCGGAAAUGGCUGAGAGCCAAGGCAGCGGAGCUCUGCGAAUGGGCUGAUUUGCUGCUCCUCGCCCCCAUCGAUGCUGGGACGCUGGGCUCGAUGCUGUCCGGCCUGACCAAUACGCUGACCCUUGCCUUGUUGCGGGCGUGGAUGUCUACGAAACCGGUCAUCCUCAUCCCAGGCAUGACGGUCCCCGAAUGGGACCACCCGCUGUCGAGCCGGCAACUGGAGGAGAUUACACGGUUCUGGCCCUGGGUUCGGGUUGUGUCGCCGGUGUUAUACAAAUUCACGGGCUCGGAAGACUUGGUCCAGCUGCCGUGGGAAGGGCUCGCGGCCCUCGACACUGCGAUUCAGGAUACCCUGGGGCUUUCGUGUUUGGAGCCGGGGGCGGGCGGAGGCGAUCUGGCUGUGGAGGACAGCAAGACAGUGUCAGCUGCUGGCAGCUCAUCCACGAACGCGAUUACGCCAGUCUCCAAGCAUCUAUUCCAUCUGACACCCGUAUCGCGGCGGGCUGAUCACGGCGCACCUUCAUUACCACUCGAGCUGUGGCUGAAUAUUUUCGAGGAGCAACUGGGCGACUGGGAGAUCGCCAAGGCGGUGGGGAUUCCGACGAACCUGGCGGUGCCCAAGGAGUGGCAAUCCCACAUCCUAAAGAUGUCGACGCCGGCCUCCCUGGAGUACACGAUUCUACGCGGGUCCUUUGCGGCGAUCAAGAAGCUCAUUGACGCGCUGCCGCGCUGGAAGCCGCUGUCCGACCUGGCGUGCCAUCUGAUCUUCAAAUUCUCGCGCACCGACAUCCUCUCCUACCUGACGGAGAACCAUCUCGACCUACUGUGGACCACAUCACGGCUAACCAACCUCCCGUACCGUGCGUCGGCCAUCUACGGCAACCCGACCAUCUUGACCUGGUGGCGGGAUGCCCCCGCGCUGCCCAACAAGGAGUACAUCGCCGAUGCGAUGGACGGCGCGUCGCGCGCCGGCUUCAUCAACGUGCUCGAGUGGUGGCGCACCUCGGGCCUCGAGCUCCGAUACACGGAGCGGGCGCUCGAGUCCGCCAGCGCCGAGGGCCAGGUUGCCGUGCUCGAGUGGUGGAAGAAGGCGUCUGCACGGGCGCCCGCUUCACAUCCCAUCCCGCUGAAAGUGGGCAAAUCGGUGCUGCUUGCCGCGCAAUCCGGCCGCACCGCCUCGCUGGCCUGGUGGGACGCGUCGGGGAUCCCCUACAGCCACGCCGAGUCUGUGGCGCGGAUUGCCAGCACCCAUGGCCACGUGCAUGUGCUGGAGUUCUGGCACCGGCUCAAGGGGACGAAGAUGAUCUUCGACAGCCAGGUGCUGGUUGGGCCGACGAAGAACGGCCACGACGCAGUGUUGGAAUGGUGGCGCCGCAGCGGGCUGCGCGUCGAGUUCAAGACGUGCGACAUCGAAGAGGCCCUGGAGGAUGCGGACCCGGUGUCUGGCGCGGAGGGGCGAGUCCGUCGAUGGUGGGCGCGCAACGGGUUGAAUCUGGGCGUUGGCACGAGUGAAUGGAUGAAAACAAAGGUUCUAUAA
Penicilliopsis zonata CBS 506.65 is the source of this 1836-nucleotide messenger RNA. RefSeq lists its product as hypothetical. Gene Ontology annotation, molecular function: FMN binding; phosphopantothenoylcysteine decarboxylase activity. NCBI's taxonomy places the organism in Eukaryota, Fungi, Ascomycota, Eurotiomycetes, Eurotiales, Aspergillaceae. The transcript has a single exon. The record is from RefSeq and is a predicted model, not a curated record. Gene Ontology annotation, biological process: coenzyme A biosynthetic process. Gene Ontology annotation, cellular component: phosphopantothenoylcysteine decarboxylase complex. The coding region runs from base 1 to 1836 and encodes 611 amino acids.